AUGGCGGCCGGCGGCGGGGCUCCGUGGGCGGAGCGCGCGCGGGUGGUGGGGACGCAGAUCCGCAACAGGUUCCGCGUGGCGCCCGUGGACCACCGGUCGCUGUGGCUGCGGGCGGACGGCCGUGUCGCCACUGAGGCGGUCCGGCGGUGGUCGGAUCGCGUUCGGGCCCUGCUGCAGAGGGACCGGGGCUCGGAUCGGAGCUCCACAUCGACGGAGACAUCUCCUGAGGCGGCGGCGAAGCCUUCGUCCAGUGCUUUGAGAUUCUACAGAGAGAGUUUGGUUCAAUGUGGUGUGCGGCAGUUUUGCACCUUGGGCAAAGAAGUUAAUGGGAUUGAAGACUCUGUUAUUUUCCGGUCGCUUCAAGCAUUGGCUGUUCCUCUUAUUGGCAAUGCAUGCUAUGUUUUUAUGCAUGGCCUUAACUCUGUUCAGGUUUAUGGUGCAGAGAAGCUUCAUCAGGCAUUACAAGGGAGACCUAAAGGCAAGGCUCUUCUAACGGUCAGCAAUCAUGUGGCAGCAAUGGAUGAUCCAUUUGUAAUUGCCUCCCUUCUACCACCAUCUGUUAUGCUGGAAGCACAAAAGCUGAGAUGGACACUGUGUGCGACUGAUCGUUGCUUUACAAAUCCAGUUUUGUCUACAUUCUUCAGGUCUGUUAAGGUGUUACCUGUUUCUCGUGGUGAAGGCAUCUACCAAAAGGGAAUGGAUAUGGCACUUUCAAAGCUUAACAGUGGUGGAUGGGUUCAUAUAUUUCCUGAAGGAAGCCGUUCAAGGGAUGGAGGGAAAACCAUUGCUCCUGCCAAGAGAGGUGUUGGAAGAUUGGUAAUGGAUGCUGACAGCCUUCCAGUUGUAAUACCCUUUGUCCAUACUGGGAUGCAGGAUAUAAUGCCUGUUGGAAAACGCAUCCCCAGAGCAGGAAAAAGGGUGAUUGUGGUUGUGGGUGACCCAAUCAGCUUUGAUGACCUGCUCAUUGACAACUGUGAUGACACCCAACAUAUCUCUAGAGGGAUCUUGUACGACAAAGCAACAGAAAGAAUUGGGCAGCGAUUGCAGGAACUCAAGGUCGAAGUUGACAGACUUGCUGCAGAGCAGAGAUCUGAGCUCCAAAACCACAACGUGAGUGAUGAUGGAUACCGGCUGUGGCAGCAGGUUGAUUGGGAAGGGUUUGGCAUAGGGAGUUCCAUGCUGUCAUCAGAACCUUCAGCUGUCCAAGUGCCAUCAAAGGAAGCCGAGCCAGAACCGCACCUGGAAGUGGAACGAAGCGUGUCUCCAGCCCCAAGUGCAUCAACCUCUUACAAUGUUGCUGUUCCUCACUGGUUCCAGCGUCACGUGGAUCCUUCUGAGUUCAUGGGGUUUGCUGCGCGUGGCCUGAUCAAGAAUGGCAAGUUCUUAGAGGAAGGUUACAGGGAACUCCAACAAUCGGCUACUACUCUGAACACCUGGUGGAUUUCUCGUGCCAACAAUGCUGCACACCGAUGGAGCACUGCUUGA
This is a messenger RNA of Miscanthus lutarioriparius, 1485 nucleotides long. Lineage: Eukaryota; Viridiplantae; Streptophyta; Magnoliopsida; Poales; Poaceae. The record is from the annotation of a GenBank genome assembly.